AUGGCCACUAUGAACCCACCUUCCUAUCACUGCAUUGUCUGUACGAUGACAAAAAUCCCGUUCGCAUCGCUGAGCAAAGAAAGCCAACAGAAAAUAGUACGUAAUGGACGGCCCAUGACAAAAAUGCCUAAUCUAACAUCCCGCUGCAUGAAUUCGCUAAACUUGCACGCAACGGACUGGAUGACGGGAUGCGACCAGGAGCAUAAGCUGUACUGCUGGCCCUGUCUACUGUUCAAUACCUCCGAGUACGAUGUGUGGGGCAAGCGGGGCUUUUCCGAUUUCGGUCGAUUAUCAGCGGCACGAACGGAACACACGAAAAAUUUGUCACACCAUGCCAAGAGCAAAACGCUCAAACUGUGGAUUGAAACGGCCAGUGAGAUGAGCGAAAGUAGUGGUGAAGAGGAUGUCGAGUGUAUUCCGGAGCUAGAUUUCUUAAAUAUGUCCGCGGCAGAGCUGGAUGAAGAGAUCGACGUAAAGCCAAACUUGGAAGCGUUGAAUGCAAGUAUCGGUUUUUCGCGAGGUCUGGGGGUGACACCGGUGGUGGAUCUGUGUGAAGCUGCCAAGGAUGGUAGCGGUGUGGUAACGUACUUGGAACGGUCUACCAUAUUGCUUGAUUGUGAGAAUGAUGUCCCGAGUGAACUAGAAGGGCAGACCGACCAUAGCCAGACAAGCAAUAUUUCGUCGAGUGCUGUAGUCGGACGAGCGGGGGACAAUUCGUCUGUGGACGAAUAUGCACGAAUUUACAAGAAAGGACAGCACGACACUGCUGGGGAAACCAUAAUGUCUCAUACCAUACAAACAGGCGCGGAAAAGUAUCAGCUGAAAUGGCACUCACAUUAUCAAAACAUGAAUGUGUCCUUAUCGAAUCUCUACAAAAACGACCGUUACGCAGACGUUAUGCUUCUAACAUGCAAUGGAGAUGAGAACUAUACGAUACCUGCGCAUAAAUUAAUACUAGGAACUUCCAGUUUGUAUUUCGCAAACAUCUUCGACAAAAAUCCCGUUCCAUUGAACGCAGUAACGUACAUUGUGCUUCCACCUGAUCUCACCUACCGCUCCAUGCAGAUUCUCAUACAGUACAUGUACACCGGUGAAUCAACUGUCUCGACGGACGUUCUGAAUGAGGUGCUUCGUGGCGGAGAAAUACUAAAAAUUCGUGGCCUCUGGCGAAACGAUUGCACGAAACCGGCCGGUAACGAUGGGUUGCAUAGUGGCGGCAACAGUAGCAAGGAACAACAUGCAUCGGUUGACGGCUCUUCCGGACGGUUCGUUAGUCCCGUCACCGUUACCAUACCUCAAGCAACUCAAGCUCCAUUUAUAUCGCCUCACGUAAUCCCGCCUUCCACCGGACCGCUGAUACACGUGAAACGCGAUAUGGCCAUAGACCCGGGAGACGUGCGGCUUCAGACUAGCGUUGCCGAUGGAACCCGAUCGCGCCCAUUUUUCACGAUAAAAAAUCAAGAAAGCGCUAACCAGGACAAUGCGCCACAAAUUUCGACCAAUGAGUCAAGCGAAAGUCACAGGAAAGAUCGCGAAAAACAGCAACAAAUCGAUACGUCUGCAACCGGGCGAGUUGUGCUAUCGAACACGAGUAACGCCCGCAAUAAUUGUGCGGGGAACGAAACUGGAGAACAGGCAGCCAUACCACAAGAGUUGAACUUUCUCAACGUGAAAGCUGAGCCAAUCGAGUGGAGUGAUCUUCGAGUGGGUGAGCUAGCAAUGCCCGGAAACGGUGAUACAUUGGAUGGUCCACGAAAUCAAGAGCUAAAUAAGAACGAUGAAGCAUCAAUCGCACCGAAGCAGAUAAAGACGGAGGAAUGUAACAGCUCGUCGAUGACGGAAAAUUCUCAUUCUUCAUCUUCAUCCACCGUACAGCCGACGUACUCUCCGCUAACUUGUGAACUUUGCAGCGAAACAUUCACCGUUCCCGGUGAAUGGGUGCGGCAUAUCGAAGGUCACACUGAAACGUCACAAUCGCUCCCGAAACGAAGGCGUCGUGCGGAAGAGUCAGAAGCUACAGCCGAAACGGCCGCCUUGCGGUGUGAUUUGUGUGGAACGUUUUAUGUAACUCCGGCCGACUGGGUACGACAUGUACAGAAUGCACACACCGAAUCAGAGCUUGCGGCAUGUAACAAGCGUGUGACACGGACGACGCGUGGACAAAUAUCAUCCACAAGCCGGCGUUCUCCGACCACGGUUCCGUCGACAGCAACACUCGAAGAUGGUACACAGUUAGAAAAGUACUGCAACGUUUGCAAUAAAUCCUUUCCUUCCUACGCCAGCAUGGCCCUCCAUAAACGCACCCAUGCCGGCGAUAAACCAUUCUAUUGUGAAAUAUGUAACAAGAGCUUCACUGUGAAAUCGAACGUCAUACGGCACAUGCGAUCCGUACACAACCACCCUGGACACCAAACGGCAUCAACACACUCCGACAAGGAGAGUGAAAACUCCGAGUGA
This is a messenger RNA of Anopheles marshallii, 2457 nucleotides long. RefSeq names its product zinc finger and BTB domain-containing protein 24. Gene Ontology annotation, molecular function: protein binding. Gene Ontology annotation, cellular component: nucleus. The record is from RefSeq and is a predicted model, not a curated record. Gene Ontology annotation, biological process: regulation of transcription by RNA polymerase II. The coding region runs from base 1 to 2457 and encodes 818 amino acids. NCBI's taxonomy places the organism in Eukaryota, Metazoa, Arthropoda, Insecta, Diptera, Culicidae. The transcript has 6 exons.